AUGCGUUUCUCCGUCGUCGCCUCGGGUAACGGUGACUCCUCCGACGAGAGCAACAUCAACAACCCGUUUCUCCGCGGCAUCCAGCUCACCGACGAGGACGGUGUCGCUCAGUUCGAGUCCAUAUUCCCAGGCCACUACACCUCCCGCGCCACCCACAUCCACUUGCUCGUCCACGCUAACGCCACAAUCUCCGCCAACAACACCCUCGGCAGCGUGAACACUGCCAGUCACGUCGGUCGGGCCUUCUUCGACCAGGAACUCAUCUCUGCUGUUGAAAAAUUUGCCCCUUACAACACCAACACCCAGCAGUUCACCACCAACGCCGAUUAUGGCAUCUUCAGCGAGGAGACCGCCACAGACGGAGUUGAUCCGCUGAUGGAGUAUACCCUUCUCGGCGACAGCAUCACAGACGGUCUUUUUGCCUGGAUGGCGUUUGGUAUCAACACCACGCUGUCCAGCAGCGUCACCCCCGCCGCUUUCUACUAUGCCGAGGGCGGUGUUGUCAACCCCAACUCUGCUGGCGGCGGCGGUGCCGGCGGCGCUCCCCCCAACGGCACCUCUCCCGGUGCCGGCGCUCCUUCCAGUGCCGCUUCCUCCCAAGCCGCCGAGACCAGUGCUGCCCCCACUGCGGAUACCUCUUCUUGA
Messenger RNA from Colletotrichum navitas, 645 nucleotides. RefSeq names its product Intradiol ring-cleavage dioxygenase. The coding region runs from base 1 to 645 and encodes 214 amino acids. The transcript has a single exon. Gene Ontology annotation, molecular function: oxidoreductase activity, acting on single donors with incorporation of molecular oxygen, incorporation of two atoms of oxygen; iron ion binding. NCBI's taxonomy places the organism in Eukaryota, Fungi, Ascomycota, Sordariomycetes, Glomerellales, Glomerellaceae. The record is from RefSeq and is a predicted model, not a curated record.